UAGGGAAAGACCAAGUUAGUUUGUAGCUCAGCAACAACUCAUCCUAGAGCUUGCAGAGCAAGAGGGAGUUGAAGUAUGGCAACCUCUGUUCCGAGUGUACUACUACUACCUGUGCCUACCUGCACCGAUAUGCUAGUCUCACCAGUAGAAGGAGGAGAUCUGCUGCACUGUAAACCCCACUUUGAUCACCAUCCUAAUGUCUGGGGCGAUUACUUUCUUACCUUCUCACCCUGCACUCCAUCAAUGCUUCUGAAUAUGAAGAGAAAAGCUCAUGUUUCCGAGGAACAAGUGAGAAGGAUGAUACUUGAGUGUUCUUCUGGCCCCAAUUUGCACGUAAAACUUGAGCUCGUCGACACCUUAGAACGUCUUUGCAUUGACUACCACUACGAGAAGGAGAUUGAAAAUGUGUUGCGCCGGGUUCAUGAGGAAGAAGACGAUACCGACAAUCACUAUGACCUCCACACUACAGCUCUCCGGUUCUAUCUGCUCAGGAAGCAUGGAUACUAUGCCUCUCCAGAUGUGUUCCAGAGGUUCAGGGACGAGGAAGGAAAUUUCACACGCGAUGAUAACAAUAACGGCACAAGAAGCAUGCUGAGCUUGUACAAUGCUGCCCAUCUCAGGAUUCAUGGGGAGGAGAUACUCGACGAUGCUAUCGUCUUCACUAGGAACUAUUUGCAGUCUGUGGUAAAACAUCUGCAGUCGCCAAUGGCGGACGAGGUGUGCAGUGCACUUAGGACCCCUCUUUUCAGGAGGCCAAGAAGAGUUGAAGCAAGGCACUACAUCUCAGUUUACGACAAGUUGCCCACACGAAAUGAGACCAUUUUGGAGUUCGCCAAGCUCGACUUUGGGAUUUUGCAAUCUCUGUAUUGCGAGGAGCUCAAUAUCCUCACCAUGUGGUGGAAAGAGCUCCAACUCCAGGAUCAUCUAAGCUUUGCGCGAGAUAGGAUGGUGGAGAUGCACUUUUGGAUGCUUGGAGUUCUCUUCGAGCCUCAGUACUCAUAUGGGAGAACCAUGCUCACUAAAUUGUUCAUCUUUGUCUCGAUUUUCGAUGACAUCUACGACAACUACAGCACCUUGGAAGAAAGCAAGCUGUUCACAGAAGCAAUUGAAAGAUGGGAUGAGGAAGCCGCUGAAGAACUUCCAGGCUACAUGAAGUUCUUCUACAAGAAAGUACUGACCACCAUGAAAUCCAUAGAAACUGAUCUUAAACUCCAAGGGAACAAGCAUGUCGACUAUGUCAAAAACCUAUUAAUCGACGCUACGAGAUGCUUUUACAACGAGGUGAAAUGGCGCUCUGAAGGUGCAGAUCAGGUAGCUGCUACGGUGGAGGAGCACCUCAAGAUUUCAGUGCCAAGCAGCUGCUGCAUGCACGUCCCUGUCUACGCCUUCGUCGCCAUGGGAAACGAUGUCACAACCGAUGAUGCUAUCAACUGGGGCAUGGCCUACCCCAAGAUCAUCACAUCUUCCUGCAUCGUUGGCCGAUUACUCAAUGACAUAGCUUCACAUGAGAGAGAGCAAGGGUCUUCGUCGUCGUCGUCGUCGACGGUGGAAGCCUGCAUGAGGGAGCACGGCGGCAUCACGAAGGAGGAAGCCUACGCGAAGCUGAGGGAGCUCGUGGAGGAGUCAUGGAUGGACAUCGCCGGGGAGUGUCUCCGGCCGGCGGCGGCUCAGCCGCCGCCGCUGCUGGAGGCCGUCGUCAACGCCACACGCGUGCUGGAUUUCGUCUACAAGGACGACCAAGAUGCAUACACUCAUCCAAGUUCGCUCAAGGAUACAAUACACUCCAUCUACAUCCUCUCUGUUUAAUUAGUUUUCUUCUAAUGAAGCGUGACUGUAUUUCAAUUAUUAGGUCUUCUAUAUAUGUAUAUGUUGAACUUUGGGAAUAUUUUUGCCUUGUAAAAUAUGUUUUUUUUCCAUUGAAAUAUGAAUACAGUGGUAUUACUUUUGUGUUA
Messenger RNA from Oryza sativa Japonica Group (Japanese rice), 1952 nucleotides. RefSeq names its product (E)-beta-caryophyllene synthase. Gene Ontology annotation, biological process: diterpenoid biosynthetic process. Gene Ontology annotation, molecular function: magnesium ion binding; terpene synthase activity. Lineage: Eukaryota; Viridiplantae; Streptophyta; Magnoliopsida; Poales; Poaceae. The record is from RefSeq and is a predicted model, not a curated record.